AUGACUAGAGCUCAACUUAAGAAGACCAUGACGAUUAUGAAGAAUCAAUGUAUGCCGAAACACGGUGUUACUAAUGAUAAAGUUGGUAAAAUUGAACAAGGAGUUUUUAUAGAGGAUCACGACGUGAUGUGUUACAUUUUGUGUGUAUAUAAAACUAUACAAGUUGUAAAAAAUAACAGAUUAGACAAAGACUUGAUUUCUAAGCAAGUCAAUGCUCUUUAUCCUCCUGAAAUUAAAGAACCGGUCUCGAAAUCUAUCGAAAAAUGCAUUAUAGUUCAGGAUAAUUAUGAAGAUCCAUGUGAAGGAGUAUUUUACUCAACAAAAUGUCUUUAUGAAGACAAUCCGGCGAACUUUAUAUUCCCUUGAUUAAUCUUCAUUUUCGAGUAUGGUCAUGAAUGAUUCUUAUAUUGAAAUAAAUACAUUUUUCAUA
This is a messenger RNA of Melitaea cinxia (Glanville fritillary), 430 nucleotides long. RefSeq names its product general odorant-binding protein 72-like. The transcript is spliced from 4 exons. The coding region runs from base 1 to 366 and encodes 121 amino acids. Gene Ontology annotation, biological process: sensory perception of smell; olfactory behavior. Gene Ontology annotation, molecular function: odorant binding; dibutyl phthalate binding. The record is from RefSeq and is a predicted model, not a curated record. Lineage: Eukaryota; Metazoa; Arthropoda; Insecta; Lepidoptera; Nymphalidae. Gene Ontology annotation, cellular component: extracellular region.